AUGGAGUCUCGAGUGUCCACAGGGGCCUCUUCCGAGCCUCUGAGGAUUCUUUCACUUGAUGGCGGGGGGAUUCGUGGAAUAUCAAGCCUCCUUAUCUUGGAGGAAAUCAUGCAAACGAUUCACAAGGUUCUUCAACUGGACCAGGUCCCGCGACCAUGCGACUAUUUCGACCUGAUCGGGGGUACAAGCACUGGAGGGAUCAUUGCUAUCAUGCUUGGCCGGCUAGGAAUGACCGUGGACGAAUGCGUACGAGCGUACCGCAAGGUUGCUCAGCAGGCAUUUACUCCUAAGCGGUCCUCCUCCUUACUCCCGGCGCCACCGAAGGGAGCCUUUUCCGCUCAAGCGCUCGAAAGUGCCAUCAAACAAACAGUUCGAGAGUUCUGCACGGAGAAGGAGUGUGUGAACCGUCGGCUUGAAGGCCGUCCGACAACUGAUUCGUGUCCACACUCUGAUUUGGCCUUCCGCGAUCAAAAGUGCACAAAGACGGUCGUUUUGGCAAUAACCAAGGCUAAUAUCGACGCGAGACCAACGCUCUUCGAGACGUACGACACUUCAGCUCCUUUUGACGGAUGCACUAUAUGGCAAGUGGCGCGUGCCACUUCGGCUGCGACUACGUUCUUCAAAUCCAUUCAAGUCGGUCGAGAUGGGAUCGAGUUUAUUGAUGCUGGAUUCGGGUAUAAUAAUCCAUGCGAUGAACUCAUCAAGGCAGCCCAACAAGCAUUUCCUGGACGUCGAGAUCAGCUGGUUCUAAGCAUUGGGACCGGUCUUGGAAAUGUGGUCGAUAUCAAGAAUACGCGGCUGUCGAUUAUCAAGGCCUUAAAGUCAAUGGCUACAUCGUCUCAGAAGGUAGCCGCCAACUUGGACCAUCGAUACGGAGACAGCGACCAGUACUUCCGAUUCAACGUGGAUCGUGGCCUCGAGGAUAUCACAUUGUCAGACUGGGAGCAGGCAAGCACAAUCGCCGCGCAUACCAGAAACUAUCUUUCUGCGCAGUCUAGAGCGAUUGAGAAGUUCGUUCAUGUUUUCACGCGGCGUGCCCUGUCGGCAGAUAGGUCUGGCGUUGAGCCGUCCCCCUCUGACGGCCAGCAAGCGCAAGAAGGUGAUGGAAAUAAGCUACGUGGCCACGAUCAAUACAAGCCUGUCUAUGUCCUUCCCUCUAUUGCAAACCGCCACUUUAGUGGACGUGACAAUACGCUAGAAUUGCUCCAACAGAAACUUUUCACCCUGAAAGAAAGCCCAAAGAUUGCCCUGUACGGACUAGGGGGCAUCGGCAAAACACAAGUUGCUCUACAGCUUGCGUACUGGGUGAAGAAACAUCUGCCAGAGUAUUCUAUCUUUUGGGUACCUAUAUUAAGCGAGGCGAGUUUCGAGCAGGCCUACACAGAAAUUGAGAGAAAGCUUGCCAUUCCCAAAAUCUCGGACAGUGAAACUGUUCUAGAAAUGGUGCGCCGGUAUCUUUCUUCAGAGGCAGCCGGAAAGUGGCUUUUUGUUGUGGAUAAUGCGGACGACAUGGAUAUGCUUUUCGGCAAUGACGAUGUUCCUGGUGGGCUCUGCAAGUACUUUCCUGCUAGCGACAACGGCAUGACGUUCCUCACUACUCGUUCCCGCGAGGUGGCGGUGGAAUUUGCGGGGAUGGACAUAAUUGAACUCGAAAAGAUGAAACCGGAAGAAGCAACUGGCCUUCUCAAGAAGGUCGUGAAAGGAGAAUUGCUCCGCGAUCAGGCGGCAACGGCGCAAUUACUUGAGGAGCUCAAUUGGCUGCCUCUAGCCAUAACACAGGCGGCUGCAUAUAUCAACAAGACGGGCAUCUCGACUUCGAGGUACCUUGAGCUAAUGCACGGCACCGAAAAGGAUAGAAUGAAUCUCGUGAGCAGGCACUUCCAUGAUAGCACUCGCUACCCUGAACUCCGGAAUGCCAUUGCCCCCACAUGGCUCAUUUCUUUCAACAAGAUCAGGGACUCAAAUCCUUCCGCCGCUAAAAUACUGGAAUUCAUGUCUUUUAUUGAGCCAAAGGCAAUCCCACGAUCUAUUCUCCCUCCUCUCGAGUCGGAGGAGGAUAUGGAGUUCGCAAUUGCUAUCGACGCGACUGUGGUUGCAGAAGGGGGAGAUACGCUGCGGAGUAUCCAGAGCGCCACACGGCAUAUGGAAUUGAUAUUUCCAUCCGAUGAAUAUUCGAACCGUGAGAUCUGGAGAGCAUACUUGCCACACACUCUUAGCAUUCUCCGACACGAUGAGACGCAAGACAUGGAUGAGAGAUACGAAUUAUUAUAUUGGGUUGCACAGUGUCUCUUGGUAGAUGGCCGGGCGAGAGAGGCCCUUGGCUAUUUUGAAGAAUAUUCAAGGUGGAAGGAGAGUUAUCAUGAUGAUGAAGAACACCCUGCUCGACUAGCAUCUCAGCAUGAGCUCGCAGGAGCUUAUCUCGAUAACGGACAGAUUAAGCAGGCAGUAAACCUGCUUAAACAUGUGGUUGCGGUACGAGAGAAAACUCUUGACGAAGAGCACCCCGACCGACUCGCAUCUCAGCAUGAGCUCGCAGUAGCAUAUUUCAAAGACGGACGGAUUCAGCAGGCAGUAGAGCUGCUUAAGCAUGUGGUUGCGGUAGGAGAGAAGACUCUUGACGAAGAGCACCCCGACCGACUCGUAUCUCAGCAUGAACUCGCAAGAGCAUAUCUCAAAGACGGACAGAUUAAGCAGGCAGUAGAGCUGCUUAAGCAUGUCGUUGCGGUACGAGAGAAGACUCUUAAUGAAGAGCACCCUGUCCGACUCGCAUCUCAGCAUGUACUCGCAAGAGCAUAUCUCGGUGACGGACGGAUUCAGCAGGCAGUAGAGCUGCUUAAGCAUGUGGUUGCGGUAGGAGAGAAGACUCUUGACGAAGAGCACCCCGACCGACUCGCAUCUCAGCAUGAACUCGCAAGAGCAUAUCUCGGUGACGGACAGAUUAAGCAGGCAGUAGAGCUGCUUAAGCAUGUCGUUGCGGUACGAGAGAAAACUCUUAAUGAAGAGCACCCUGUCCGACUCGCAUCUCAGCAUGUACUUGCAAGAGCAUAUCUCAAAGACGGACAGAUUAAGCAAGCAGUAAUGCUGAUUAAACAUGUGGUCGCAGUGAAAGAGAAAACGCUUGACGAAGAGCACUCUCGACUCGCAUCUCAACGUCUACUCGCAAGAGCAGUCCAAGCCUAUGAAAAAACCCAAGACAAAGAAUAA
Messenger RNA from Penicillium lagena, 3204 nucleotides. RefSeq lists its product as uncharacterized. The transcript has 5 exons. Gene Ontology annotation, molecular function: protein binding; ADP binding. The record is from RefSeq and is a predicted model, not a curated record. The coding region runs from base 1 to 3204 and encodes 1067 amino acids. Gene Ontology annotation, biological process: lipid metabolic process. Lineage: Eukaryota; Fungi; Ascomycota; Eurotiomycetes; Eurotiales; Aspergillaceae.